CACCCUCAGGGGACCGGCCGUUCCCUCAGGGACCUCCCUGACAGCCCCUCUGGGGAAGGCUGUCACACGGAUGUUCCCCACGGAUGUUCCCCACGGCCACCCCAAGGACAGCCAUUACCUCGGGCAUCACCGACAGCCUCCCCGAGGAUGGGCCGUUGCCUCGGGGAUGGAUUUUCCAUAACAAAAUCCCUUCUUUAUGUGCCAUUAUCCAUUAGUUUUCUAAUUCGGCUGCCUUUCACUUUCCCCAGCCUCUGCGGGUGCCCUGUUUUAAAGCCCGGUAACUGCUCUUUUCACUCUUUUGUAGGUUAUUGCCGUCUGAGCAUGGAGCCGUCUGUGUUUUUAUAACCGCUGCCUCUUGUUUGUGUUGUCAGCCAGAGUUCGGAUGCUGCGAUCUCGCGAUUUCUGACCACGACAGGCUGCCUGUGCCGUUGCUGUUUUAGCUGCCAACCUGAGAUUCCUUAGCUAUUUGGGUUCUGAAGACACCAAGUUUUAUGUCAUUUUACUUUUAGGUGUUGCUUCCUCUGGUCUGUUACUAAUGCACAGAGGAAUAUUACUCUUCUAGACAUUGAUUUGUGUCAAUGUGUAUAGUAAAAGGUACAAGCAAGGUCCUUAUUUUUGUAUUUUCUCCUUCCUGGGUGUGAAUUGCUUGUGUAAAUGUUGGCACCGAGAUAAAGGGCAGCCAAGGAAGCGUUUGCGACUAGUAGGCUGACAGAAACAGGAAGCUUACUUUUUUAGCAUCUUCAGUUGGACUAGACCUGUCCUGACUAUCAAUAAUACAUGAUCUGGGCUCUCUGCACCGAAACUCUGCUAAUUGGCUAAUUAAAAAGUGAAACAUGGUGAAGGAGCGAACGGAUCGCUCACAGGAGACUUUUCCUGUAGCAACACCAAGGCUGAGCUUGUGCUAAUGCAUUUUGUAGAACUGAGCCGGGGGUAAGCAGAGCUCUGGGGUCGUCUCAGGAGCCGAGAGGACGAUUUCAUAACCAGCCGCCUUUCAGCUGGCUUCUCUUAUUAUGUCUGUCUUGUCUUGCCUCGCAGUCUGUAUCUUUUUUUUUCUUUUUAAUCAUCUUUUUUUUUCCCCCCACUUUUCCCUUGCUUCUGAAAAGAAAGAAUUAUACCGUUCCUGUCAGGGCGAAGGUGCGCGCCAGUGUCCUCAGGAGUUUGGCAGCCAGCGGUCUGUGAGAGCUGCUGCAGGUUUUUCUGGCCCCUGGAGCCCUGGUCGGCGUUGUAACCUGUGUGUUUUCUGCUCUCUGCAGAUCGUGGACACGUUCUUCAUCGGCCGCUACGUCCUCCUCGCCGUCCUCAGCCUGGUCUUUCUCGGGAGCCUCUUCCUGGUCCUGGUUUACCACAUUGCCGAGCCGAUGUACGCCAAACCGCUCCGUCCCAGCUAGCCGCAUCCCCAGGGAGCAGCUGCCCCACACCGACACGGACACUGCAUCGCAAGGGCGGCAUCUGGAGAGGCCUUCGCAUUGCUUUCCUGGUGCUCUGGGGGAUUUGUGGCCCUUUCCAGAAGCUGGAGAGGGGUGAGGCAGUGCGUGCGCACUUGAGAUUGGGUAAUCAUCCAGAAACGCUGGUGUCUCUCGCAGGGUUACAGCUGCGUCCUGGCAGAGAUGGCCUUGCUGAUGCUGCUGAUCACGGAUUUCUACUGUGUAUUUGUAUGAACGUUCCUACAGCAUCCUCUGUAGGAAUUUGCUUUCUCUUGUACCUCUAUUUUCCACGUACACAUUCUGUAAAGGGAUGGGAAACUGUCGCUGGGUUGGAAGGAUAUCAAAUAGAGCCAAACAGCUGUAGAACAGAAAUCAGAUGAGAAACCUUUCCAGGAUAGGAUUUCAGUAGUUCCAGGUGGUGGCCAGCUGCAGAGUGCCGCACUGAAUGGUCUUCUGAAUUUUUUUUGUGCUUUUAGCUAAAACAGGGAGAUGCCAAAGAUAAAAAGGGGACUGAAAUCAAAGAUCUAGCCACGUCUGCUUGAACGAUGGAUUUUCAAAGUUUGGGUUGGCUUUGGUUAAUGCUCUCUCUGCCCCUUCUGACCUUUUAAUAAUUUUUAGCAGAGCUGAGAGGUUUUUUGUUUUUUGUUUUUUUUCCUUCAGUAGCAGGGUAAAUCCUCGAGAAGAGGAAAUCCCACAUUCAUGGCAAUAAAACAGGAAGGUGAACAGGAGCCUUUCCUAAAGCUGAAUGCUUCUGUUUCUCAGAGCUUAGAAAGAGCCAGUGAGGCAAGCGAAGUGUGGUGCUCUGCAUGCUGCAAAGGACUUCUUAACCUCUCUUUUUCUGGGUACAGGAGAAAUGAAAUCCGUGCACUUCUUUGCACUACACUUGAUUUAAUGAGCUGUACUGAGUGGAUCCACAAGGAUUGGUUUGUUAUCCCUCCUUUUUCAUGUAAGCUUAAGACUAAUAAAACUCUCUA
Struthio camelus australis is the source of this 2398-nucleotide messenger RNA. NCBI's taxonomy places the organism in Eukaryota, Metazoa, Chordata, Aves, Struthioniformes, Struthionidae. The record is from RefSeq and is a predicted model, not a curated record.